Molecule: messenger RNA, 1026 nt
Organism: Dendronephthya gigantea
Lineage: Eukaryota; Metazoa; Cnidaria; Anthozoa; Malacalcyonacea; Nephtheidae
Exons: 1
Coding region: 1-1026 (341 amino acids)
Source: RefSeq, a predicted model, not a curated record
AUGCCUGAACAAUUUCGGCUUAUGAUCACCCGAGGAACUGAUUUCAUUGAGUGGACGAUGCAAGAAAUGUUGGAUGCGUUUGAGAAGGAGUUAGAACUGCGAGAGGCGCACGAAGCGGUGGCGACUAAAACGGAACGGGAGUAUGAAAGAAAUCAAAGCAGGAAACCAACUGGGGGUCUAGAUAACUCGACAGCGGCGGCGUUGCUGGCUGGUCAAGAGAAAAAGAGUUGUGCAUUCUGUUUAAAGAACCACGCGCACGACGAAUGUGAUGGAGUCAAGGAUCCAAAAACACGUAAGACCCUAGCUUUAAAGUAUGGUAGAUGUUUUCAAUGUUUAAUUAAGGGCCAUAGAGCCAGUAAUUGUAGUUCUAAAAUUAAGUGUCGAAAAUGCGACCGAAUGCAUCAUGUCGCCCUAUGCGAUGCGUCUCCGAAAGACGAAGAGACCUGUAAGAAUGAAGAAAUCCCAUCAACUAAGGUUAACAAUAAUGUAGCUAGCCCAUGUAAUAACUUGCUUGCCGGGACAGGUGGUCUGGUUGCCUUGCAAACUGCGCGCGGGGUAUUAAGGGGUGAGAGGGUGGCUAAGGUCCGGGUACUCUUUGAUGGGGGAAGUCAUCGCUCUUUCGUUACAUCGCAUGCAGCGAGUCUUGUUAAUCCACGGGGUUUAAGAAGGGAAUUUCUAGGCAUUAAUACGUUCGGUCAAAAGUGCACGAAGGCUGAACAAAGGGAAGUGGUCGAGCUUAAACUUCAGCCUGUUAAUGGGGAUAAGAUUAUCUCAAUAGAAGCAUAUGUGGUACCAGAAAUUUGCACUGUGCAGAAUAGUCACGUAGAAUUAGCUAGAAAGAAUUAUUCGCAUCUAGAGGGGGUAUGGUUCUCAGAUGUGGUGAAUUUUCAGGAAGAAUUAGAGGUAGACGUUUUGAUAGGGGCAGACUAUCUUUGGAAUUUCCAAACAGGUGAGACAAAGAAAGGUAAGACAGGGGAGCCCGUAGCUAUACAAACUGAGUUGGGAUGGGUGUUGUCAGGACCUUAA